Messenger RNA from Arabidopsis lyrata subsp. lyrata, 1173 nucleotides. Its product is annotated as equilibrative nucleotide transporter 3-like. Gene Ontology annotation, cellular component: plasma membrane. Bases 1 to 1173 code for a protein of 390 amino acids. Gene Ontology annotation, molecular function: nucleoside transmembrane transporter activity. NCBI's taxonomy places the organism in Eukaryota, Viridiplantae, Streptophyta, Magnoliopsida, Brassicales, Brassicaceae. The transcript is spliced from 8 exons. The record is from RefSeq and is a predicted model, not a curated record. Gene Ontology annotation, biological process: nucleoside transmembrane transport.
AUGGUGGAUAGGUACGAGAAGCAAGCUCAUCAUGAAAAGUUUCAGGGUAAGUAUCAAGCAAUGGUUGUUUGCUGUAUUCUUGGAGUCGGAACUGUCAUUUCUUGGAAUAGUAUGCUCACAAUUGAAGAUUAUUACUACCACGUUUUUCCGGAUUACCAUCCUUCGAGGGUACUCACUGUGGUAUACCAACCAUUUGCGCUUGGAACAAUCAUGAUUUUCUUGGAUUUGGCAACAAAAGGACACGGUGGGAUUGUAUCGUACAUUGGUUUAUGCGCAAUUGUUGCUUUGUUUGGACUAGCGGAUGCUACUGUACGAGGAGGAAUGAUUGGAGACUUAUCGCUGAUGUGCCCUGAACUCAUCCAGUCAUUCAUGGCCGGUUUGGCUAUAGCUGGUGCUCUGACAUCAGCAAUUAGGCUAAUAACUAAAGCAGCAUUCGAAAAAUCACAUGACGGUCUACGGAAACGAGCAAUUAUUUUCUUAGCAAUCGCAACAUUCAUAGAGUUACUAUGUGUGAUUUUAUACGCUUAUGUGUUUCCGAAACUUCCCACCGUUAAGUACUACCGAAGUAAAGCCGCUUCUGAAGGAUCCAAGACCGUUUUAGCGGAUCUUGUUGCUGCUGGUAUUCAAAAGCAAUCAGAAUCGACUGAUGAUGAUUCCAAGAAUCAAAGACUAAGCAACAAAGAGCUUUUGCGUCAAAACAUAGACUAUGCAGUGAAUCUAUUCCUCCUCUACGUUUUGACCUUAUCUAUUGUUCCCGGGUUCUUAUAUGAGAACACGGGACAACACGGACUAGGAACAUGGUACGCACUUGUCCUCGUAGCAAUGUACAAUUGUUGGGAUUUGGUCGGAAGGUACACACCGCUGGUGAAAUGGCUCAAGAUUGAGAAUAGAAAAGGACUUACAGUUGCGGUUUUGUUGCGGUUUUUCCUCAUUCCGGCGUUCUACUUCACUGCGAAAUAUGGUGAUCAAGGAUGGAUGAUUAUGCUCAUUUCUAUUUUGGGAUUGACUAAUGGACAUCUCAGUGUUUGCAUUCUCACCAGAGCUCCUAAAGGCUACAAGGGUCCGGAGCAGAAUGCGUUAGGGAAUUUACUGGUAACGUUUCUUUUAGGCGGAGUAUUUGCGGGAGUUGCCUUGGAUUGGUUAUGGCUUAUUGGUAAGAAGAAUGUCUUUUGA